AACUGCAGCAAACUUGUCAUGCAUGGUUUUCGCUUCAACAGGAUGCAAUUUUAAUGGUUCUAUAAGAAGAUCGAUGACCUGCAAUAAACAACACCCAAAUAAAAUCUCUAUACAUAAUUUUGCAACCAGUGAAGUACUGAACCAAAGGAGAAGAAAUGAAGCACAAAUCAAAGAGAAAUGAAAAGGUAGUAACUGAAUUAAACACCUUUCACCCUCCCCUCGUUACCCUUCUACUCAGCAAAUAUACCUCACCUUUGAUGAAAAACACUCGUUCCAAUAAGUAUAGGGUAAACUGUUGUUAAGCUUUCCUGUUCUAGAUAAG
Molecule: messenger RNA, 322 nt
Organism: Linum tenue
Lineage: Eukaryota; Viridiplantae; Streptophyta; Magnoliopsida; Malpighiales; Linaceae
Source: the annotation of a GenBank genome assembly